Messenger RNA from Gloeophyllum trabeum ATCC 11539, 2315 nucleotides. RefSeq names its product chaps-domain-containing protein. The record is from RefSeq and is a predicted model, not a curated record. Gene Ontology annotation, cellular component: exomer complex. Lineage: Eukaryota; Fungi; Basidiomycota; Agaricomycetes; Gloeophyllales; Gloeophyllaceae. The transcript is spliced from 14 exons. Gene Ontology annotation, molecular function: protein binding. Gene Ontology annotation, biological process: Golgi to plasma membrane transport. Bases 91 to 2208 code for a protein of 705 amino acids.
ACGGUCAGGACCAACUUAUUAUAGCACUUUCGACGCCACGACCACCAACACCGAUACGACGCGUUCCACACUGGGUCGUCGUCGUUGAACAUGGCGGACGCCACGUUCAAGGACAUCCCGGAGCUCUUUGAGGUCGACCUUGGUGAAUCAAUAACUGCGCGUACCGAGAGUCUAUCUACGUUUCGUGAACUGGGACCUCCGGAUCUGUGUCACGUCGUGAAAAGUACGGGGAAAGCAGGCCAGCGGGAUCUUGGGUCAUAUCACUUUGUUUCUGGGGUUGAUGCGUCGUCAUCCGCAUCCCUCGCCGCAUACAUCAAUUCCCUCACGUAUGCUAUCGAAGAUACCAGCGGCUGGCUCUCGAAAGGUCCUACUUGGAAGCUGCGCAAUGGCUGCUACUGCUGCUUUAAUUCCUUCUCUCGGGUUGACAUACGCGUGGACGUCAAGAUUCCAGGAGGGGUGCACACAUAUGUGGUUGACCUGCGCGGCGAGAGACACGAAGCUACCCCUGAGAUAUGGCAAGAAACCUACCUGUCCGCCCUCCUCCGGGCCAUUCUCUAUUCCGACGACCCCACUUACUACCUCGAUGCCUACCGCAAACUGGACCCUAUCACGACGCCCGAGGGGGAACUCCGAUUCCUACAAGCUGCUGAGCAGCUGUUCUUGAAAGGCUGGCAAGUCGGCUCGGACCCGGAGAUCCAAGUUGCCACCGUGGUUUCGAAUCAUCUCACAGCAGGAAUCCUCAAGUAUUUUGGUGAUAGUAACCGGUGGCAACAGGCUGCGAACCUCUUUGAGAAACUAACUGCUAAAGAGCCCGAAGUAGCUUCACUGCUAGCGAGGAGUUAUAUCGGCAUGAACGAGGAGGUGAAGGCCGUGCAGAUCAUGUCGGCAGCCAUGAAAGCGACGCCACAGUCGUAUACAUUGCUUCACGUACAAUGCGAUUUCCUCCGGUCAAAGGGCAAGCUUGAGUGGGCGCUACAACUCGCAAAGCAGGCCGUUAACUGUGCUCCGAGUGAAUUCGUUACAUGGGAGAAGCUGACGGAGCUGUACAUCGAUCUUGGGCAGUAUGAGUCUGCACUGCUCACUCUCAAUUCGUGUCCGAUGUUUACUUACAACGGACGCGAUGCGCACCGUCCAUUGACCCCUGCUCGAGUCCACCUACCGUCCAAACGCCCCAUAACCGACAUCCUCCCGGAACGACAGAAGACCGAGGACGACGAAGCGGACCCAGCCCUGCAGCGUCUGCCCUCGCCCGGCUUACGUGGAACCUGGGCCCGAGCCUACGCUCUCCUCUGCCGCCUCGUCUCCCGCAUCGGGUGGGACGAGUUGCUCAAGACGCGGAGCUCCGUCUUCGUGAUGGAGGAGGAGUACCGCAUGCAAAAGGCGCAAGCCGAGCACGCGCACGUGAACGGCGGCGACGCGCCCGAGGGCUCGAACAGGGGCGCGGACGAUGACGCUUCAACAAGAGGCGUUGUGUCGCAAAGCCAGAAGGGAUCGGUUGCGGCGCCGGCGAUCCCGACUAUACGUAUCUCCACGGAGUCGGACCGUGCAAGGGAAGAGGAGGAAAGUGAGGAAGGGAAGGAGGAGGAUGUGGCAAGUGACGUUCUGGAGAAGCCGAUGCAAGCAGCUGGUGAUGACCAGGAGGGCGGAGGUGCUCAGAGCGGUGCAACGCAGCAGAGUGACUUCUCGUUCAGUAAUAAGCGACUCUGUGAGCGCUGGCUGGACAAUCUGUUCAUGGUGCUAUACGAGGAUCUAAGAGUGUGGACGAUCUUCCGCGCUGAGGUGGCCCACUUCAAGACCCAACAUGUUGCAUACAGAAAAACGGCCCUGGAGUGGGAGAUCCUGGGUGACUUGGGGCUGCGACUGCAUCACAAGGAGGAGGCGAAAGAAGCUUAUCAACGGUGCCUGGAAAGCCAGCGAUUCUCCUAUAAACCAUGGUCAAAACUGCUGGAUAUGUACGCAGACGAAGGGGAUCUGCAGCGCUCGCUACAGAUGGCUAUUCGAGUUGCUGCGUAUCAAUACGCGGAAUAUGCGGAAAUGACGUACCCUACGCAGGUCGCACGCUGUUUCUUCAAGUUAUACCCGAUCCAUGGCCAUGCUAAGCUUGCAUACACAAUGCUCAGCAUGGGUCUGCCGGAGCCGAUCCAGAAAAUCAUGGACAGCUAUCUGAAUUACGGGCGAGUCUUUAAGGUAGAAGGAUAUGACUUCUGAGUUCUGUGUCCGCUAUAUACUAUUCUCUGCUAUGGGCCCGAGUGGGUUCUGGUUGCGUCGGUGUUAUUCUUGCCACUGCGUCCGUAAUUACGUAAAUUAUAUGGGAU